AUGUCUUAUCAGACAGAAGGUUUUGAACCAGAUUCGGAAUUGUCCGAGUUUCUCACAAAGAUAUGGGAGCUUGAUGACAAUAAGUGUAACCCGGGGGAGCAUUUCCAGAUUGAUUUACAAGGUUAUGUUGGCUACAAAGGUGGAGACUGGGCAAGGGAUAAACUUUUUGAAUGGGUGGAUGAAGAUACUAUCUUUUCAAGAAGAACUUACAAAGCAUUUAGAGCCUUGUUAGACAACUAUGAAAUGGAAGCUGGCCAGGCUGAGACAUACACAUUUGAGGAGAAACAAGAAACAGUGGAAUUUAUUGACGCUAUUAUGGAAACAGAUGUGAUGAAAGAAACCCAUAAAUUCCUUGCCUCCAAAAAGCUAGCACCAGAGGAAGUUGGAAAUUUCAAGUGGAAAUUACUCAAUCUGUGGUUCAAGUUGGUGCGAAGAACAAAAAACGAUCGGGAUUUAGACUCUUCUAGCUUUGAGCAUGUGUUUGUUGGUGAAACACGUCAAGAAGGAAUGAUUGGUCUUCACAACUGGAUUCAAUAUUACCUUCAAGAAAAGGCAGGAAACAUUAAUUACCAGGGCUACAGGCGUCGAGCAACAAACCUGGAUGAUGAGGUUGAUCGUCUGAUUUGUACAAAAUUCUUAUGGCGUGAACGCCAGGAGAAACCGUCUUGUAGCAUGUUUCUAGGCAGCAGUCCUGAUGAUUGGCACAGCUUAUAUUGUACCAGCUCGCAUGGACGAUUGAGUGCCAUCCCCUUACCAGAGGAUCAUCAAGUUAACCUCAUUAGUGGGCGACUGCUUCAGAUAAAGAGUUAA
Messenger RNA from Acanthosepion pharaonis, 810 nucleotides. NCBI's taxonomy places the organism in Eukaryota, Metazoa, Mollusca, Cephalopoda, Sepiida, Sepiidae. The record is from the annotation of a GenBank genome assembly.